GCGCGCUGCCCAACCGUGUGCCGACACCACUCCGUCUCCGAAUCCGCCUGUCUCUUUCCUCCUCGGCUCCGUCGACUUGCAAAGCAAAGCAAGGCGAUUGGGUCGUCGGUUGCAACUUGCAAGGAAAGAAUGGAGGAAGAGGAGCUGAAGAAUCUGAGCGCCGAGGAGGGACCGGACUACCUGCCGGCCGGCGACCUCGGCGGGUUCGACUUCGACCCGACGGAGGACGAGCUGGUGCUCCACUUCCUCCGCCCGCAGCUGCGCGGGCUCCCGCCGCGCGUGGCGGGCGCCGUGCUGGAGGCGGACCCCUGCGCCGCGGCGCCGUGGGAGCUGCUGGCGCGCUACGGCCUGCGGGAGCAGGGCCACUUCUUCGCGGCGCGCGCGCGAGGGCGAGGGCGCGGGUCCGUGCGGCGCGCCGUGGCGGGCGCCGGCGCCUGGAUGCACAGCUCCACCCGCGCCGGGCGGUCAGUGACGGACUUCGGCGUCGUGGUGCGCUGGAGCCGGGUCAGCUUCUGCUUCUACGCGCAGGGGCGGGGCGCCGGCCCCGGGCAGCGGAGCACCGGGUGGGUGAUGGAGGAGUACGAGAUCACGGACCCGCGGUGCUACCGCCGCUGCGACGAGGAAGGGGAGGAGGACGACUACUGGGUGCUCUGCCGCGUCAGGAAGAGCAGGAGGUCCUCCCCUCCUCCGGCCAAAAACAAAAGGCAGUGGCGCAGGGUCGACGACCUGCAACCGGAUUCGACCAAGAUCUCCUCACAGCCGCUGCGCGCGUGAGAGUGAGAGCAUGAGCCACGAGGUGAGGCGAUGAAAUGAAUAAAGAUGCCAUUUUACCUUGUUAUUAUUAUUAAUCAUAUCCUCAACCUCCCGCCUGCCUGCCACAUGACAUGAUACAUGUGGUCACUUGUGCUCUGUAAUAAAACUCUCAUUAUCUACUAGAUAGAGGUUGCAGUAACUAGCAGUGAGGGCAUUGCAAUGCAUCAGUGUAUUGCUGGUACCCAUGAUACAGACUUACAGACUGUUCCCA
Molecule: messenger RNA, 1024 nt
Organism: Panicum virgatum (switchgrass)
Lineage: Eukaryota; Viridiplantae; Streptophyta; Magnoliopsida; Poales; Poaceae
Product: NAC domain-containing protein 48-like
Exons: 1
Coding region: 130-774 (214 amino acids)
Biological process (GO): regulation of DNA-templated transcription
Molecular function (GO): DNA binding
Source: RefSeq, a predicted model, not a curated record